GAAGAAGAAGUCAUUGGAGUAUGCCGGAGGAUGUGCCGAGUGGAUUGCGCGCGCAAACGUACCGGUGUCAUCCGUGUCAUUUCUAACGCGUGCCUGGGAGCGCACGGAGGCCUUACCCAUCUCCGACAUCUCGGUCCGACCUUGAAACAAUCUGCGGCGACUCGAGAGAGGUUUCGCCUUGGGUAAUCGGUGCCGCGGACUCGAAAACUAGGCCUGUGUCCGCGGUGACGUCGCCGUGCCGCAUCGAUGUUGUUACGGAGCGGCGUUCUUCAACCGAUGCCAGUCCCAGGAACGUCAGUUGAACAGCGUCAUCUUAAUGUCCACUUUAGAUCCGUCUCUCUAAAGACGGUGCGGAGGACGGUGCAUCGAGCGAGCCUUAAUUAAUCUCGACGGUUCACGGCGAUGGCUUUAGGCGUGCCCCGCAGGGAUACCUGAAGAAAAUGAACCCACGAUCUCAGAGGUGUGAAUUAAGGUGAAUGCUAAUCCUCCCCGAUCUUUGAUCCUUUAAUCUUUAAUUAUCGCAUGUGCAAUUAGUUAUGACUCUCGUGGACAUUUUCCAUGUUAUUUUUAAACGGCUGAAGAACACUGACGUAGAGGCCGACGUCGUAGCCCGCGGUGGAGGCGGCGAGAGGAAGAGAGAGAUAUACGGAGGAGGACGAGGUGGAGGAGGCAGACGGAGGUGCGCGCGUUCGCAGUAACGAAACAAAUAGGCCGGCGACUUUCACCGCGCGACCAAGAGCGGCUAUGCGGCGGCGGAGGCGCGGACCAGCUCGCAGUCAGACCCCACAGAGUUGGAGAGUCGCGACCGUUCUUGGGGGCCCCCUGAGUCGUCGAAUCCGUCGUCUGGCCGCGUUCCCGGCUACCCUCCUUUCCCCCCGCAAGGUUCCCCGGACCGUUUUCCUCCGCGGGCGGACCUGCAUCGAGCCAGCGGCAGGCUCGCAGUCUCCUUUCGAACCUCGGGAGGCUCUCUGCGGUUCUCCUCUUGCAGCGAUCUCGGUGCUCGCACGUGAUCGCCUGCACGCCACAUCCGGGGGCGGUCAAAAAAUCGCACGCGUGACUCGUUCGCGCGCGGCGAACAGCGGCUACGUGGUACCAACGACCUAUCCGCCGCCUUCAGUCCCUCGACCGGUUCACGUCCGGUGAACCCGCAAGAAUUCACGGCGGUCGUCGCACUCUCGUCGCGUCUGCUGAUGGACGAUACCAGCGGGAUGUGUCCCCGAGGACGUCGUUGACAUCAAAGAGAGAGAAAGGGGAGAGAGAGAGAGAGAGAGAGAGCAAGAAAGAGGAAAAGACUAGUCGGCGACGGCGAGGAGCGCGAGGAAGAAGACGCGCUGUGUUGCGUGCUCCGGCACGAGAGAAAUGCACGGGCGUGGACUCGACGAGACUGAGUGACACACGAUGACACGACGACGAUGGUCGGUCCGCGGCAUCGGCUCGCGGCUCUGUGCGAUCACUUGGACAUUUUGGAUCAUAUUACCUGCUAGAACCGGAGCGGGACUUAGUUAUGCGGACAACAAACAGAGGUACGAUGGGUUUUACAACAAUUUGGCUCAUCCUGAUUGGGGAGCAAUUGACAGUAGGCUUAUUCGAAAGGUCCCAGCGGCAUAUUCCGACGGCGUGUAUGCGAUGGCUGGUCAAAAUAGACCAUCUCCUCGGAAGCUCAGCGACUUGUUCAUGCAAGGCGACGAUGGUCUGCCAUCGGUGAAAAAUCGGACUGCGUUAUUUGCUUUUUUCGGACAGCUGGUCACGUCGGAGAUAAUCAUGGCCAGCGAAAGUGGUUGCCCCAUAGAAUUUCAUCGGAUCGACGUGGACAAAUGCGAUCCGGUUUUCGACAAGGAGUGCCAAGGUAACAAGUAUAUUCCGUUCCUCCGAGCGGAUUACGACCGUCAAACCGGCCGCAGUCCCAACAGCCCACGGGAACAGAUAAACAAGGUGACGAGCUGGAUCGACGGUAGUUUCGUCUAUUCGAGUAGCGAGGCGUGGGCCAACACAAUGCGCUCAUUCAAGAACGGCAGCCUUCUCAUGGAGCAGACGAGACAAUUUCCCGUGAGGAACACCAUGCGCGCGCCCCUCUUCAAUCACGCGGUGCCGCAUGUCAUGCGAAUGCUUAGCCCGGAGCGCUUAUUUCUGCUCGGCGAUCCAAGAACGAAUCAACACCCACCACUGUUAGCUCUGGGAAUCUUAUUCUAUCGGUACCACAAUGUCAUAGCCGCUCGCGUGCAAGAGGAACAUCCCGAUAUGUCCGACGAAGAAAUCUUUCAAAAAGCACGCCGGAUAGUCAUCGGAACGAUUCAGAACAUAAUUUUUUACGAGUAUCUACCGGCAUUUUUAAAUGAGGACCUGCCAUCGUACACUGGUUACAAGCCAGAUUUACAUCCGGGUAUCAGCCACAUAUUUCAAAGCGCCGCUUUUCGUUUCGGUCAUACUCUUAUACCACCAGGCAUAUACCGACGAAAUGAAAAUUGCGAGUACAGGAAAACGAAUAUGGGCCAACCAGCUAUCAGAUUAUGUUCCACUUGGUGGGAUUCAAACGAAGUUUUGGCUAACAGCACAAUCGAAGAGCUAAUUAUGGGCAUGGCGUCGCAAUUGGCGGAGAAAGAGGACACUCUUCUCGGUACUGAUAUCCGGAACAACCUAUUUGGCCCCAUGGAAUUCUCGCGCAGAGAUCUCGGCGCUCUAAACAUUAUGCGGGGUCGUGACAACGGUCUGCCAGACUAUAAUACGGCCAGAGAGUAUUUCAAGUUAGCCAAACGAAAAACGUGGAACGAGAUCAACCCGGGACUGUUCAGUAAGAAUUCGUCGUUACUACGCACCCUCAUUGAGAUCUACUCCAACAAUCUCAACAACAUUGACGUCUACGUUGGCGGAAUGCUCGAAUCCAAGGACGGACCCGGUGAGCUCUUCACCGCGGUCAUAAAGGAGCAAUUUCUACGUUUGCGAGAUUCCGAUAGAUUCUGGUUUGAAAACGAGGAGAAUGGCAUUUUCACGAAAAAUGAGAUAGAAGUAAUACGUCGUGUUAGUCUCUGGGACGUGAUCAUAAAUGCCACUGAUAUACCAUCCGAUGCGAUACAGAGACGAGUAUUCAUUUGGCAAGACGGUGAUCCGUGUCCUCAACCCUUCCAGUUAAAUUCGACGAUACUUGAGCCUUGUGUUCCCUUACAACGUUACGAUUAUUUUGAGGGAAGUGAACUUGUUUAUAUCUAUGCCUGCGUCUUCCUUGGAUUCGUUCCAAUUCUCUGCGCUGGUGCGGGAUACGGAUUGGUAAAAUUGCAAAACAGACGGCGGCGAAGAUUAAAGAUACUUCAAGAGGCAAUUCAAAAGCGAAGCGACGGGAUUUGCGUCGACAAAAUGAUCGUACGUGAGUGGUUGCACGCGAAUCAUCGCCGUCUCGUAAAGGUGAAAUUCGGGCCGGAAGCAGCGUUGCACAUUGUCGAUCGGAAAGGAGAGAAACUUCGUACGUUCGAUUUUAGUGGCGUCAACACUAUAACUAUGGAGGAAUCACAGGAGAGCGAAACCGGACAUCGUAAGGCCCUAGUGCUGUUACGUAUACCGCGCGAUUACGACCUUGUCCUUGAACUCGAUUCGCUGGCUUCGCGUAGAAAGUUCAUUGCGAAAUUAGAGGCGUUCUUGGCGUCGCAAAAAAAGCAUUUCACACUCACGCCAAUCGCGCGGGAUAUCAUGUUGGCAAAGGCGGAAACCAAAGAGCGCCGGCAAAAGAAGCUCGAGCAGUUCUUCAGAGAAGCGUACGCUUUAACCUUUGGUUUACGGCCUGGUGAACGAAGACGUCGAUCCGACGAUAGCGAUACCGGAGAAGUCGUCACCGUGAUGCGUACUUCAUUAUCCAAGAGUGAAUUCGCGAGUGCCCUCGGCAUGCGGCCCGACGCAGUCUUCGUAAAGAAAAUGUUCAACAUCGUCGACAAGGACGGUGACGGUCGGAUUUCUUUCCAGGAAUUCUUGGACACGGUUCUGCUGUUCUCGCGCGGCAAGACCGAGGACAAGCUGCGCAUAAUCUUCGACAUGUGCGAUAAAGAUAGCAAUGGAGUGAUUGACAAGGAAGAGCUGUCGGAAAUGUUGAGGUCGUUAGUAGAGAUAGCGCGUACCACGAGCCUCUCGGAUGAUCACGUCACCGAACUAAUCGAUGGCAUGUUCCAAGAUGCUGGCCUCGAGAGGAAGGAAUACCUCACGUACAACGACUUUAAAUUGAUGAUGAAGGAGUACAAGGGCGACUUCGUCGCAAUCGGUCUUGACUGCAAGGGCGCUAAGCAGAACUUCCUCGACACGUCGACGAACGUCGCACGCAUGACCAGCUUUCACAUCGAUCAAUUGCCGUCGGAGGACUCGAAGAGUUGGACGCGCAAACAAUGGGACGCCGUGUCGACCUUCGUCGAGGAGAACAGGCAGAAUAUUUUCUACCUCUUCGUGUUCUACGUGGUCACCAUAGCGCUCUUCGUCGAGAGAUUUAUCCAUUACUCUUUCAUGGCGGAACACACGGAUCUGAGGCACAUUAUGGGCGUGGGAAUCGCCAUAACCAGAGGAUCGGCGGCCGCCCUGUCCUUCUGUUACAGUCUGCUGCUACUAACGAUGUCGCGCAACCUGUUGACGAAGCUGAAGGAAUUCUCAAUCCAGCAGUACAUCCCGCUGGACUCGCACAUACAGUUCCACAAGAUCGCAGCAUGUACGGCACUUUUUUUCUCUGUGCUGCAUACGGUCGGUCACAUAGUCAACUUUUAUCACGUUUCCACGCAGCCGAUAGCGCAUUUACGCUGCCUCACCAGUGAAAUCAGCUUUCCCAGCGAUGCGCGGCCUACUAUCUCCUUUUGGCUGUUUAGAACAGUGACCGGUUUGACUGGUCUUCUUCUCUUCGUCGUCAUGACGAUCAUCUUCGUCUUCGCGCAUCCCACCGUACGGCAGAAGGCCUACAAAUUUUUCUGGUCGACGCACAGUCUCUAUGUGGUUCUGUACGCGUUGUGCCUGAUUCACGGCCUAGCUCGUUUGACAGGCGCGCCACGAUUCUGGAUAUUCUUCGUCGGCCCGGCGAUCAUCUACGCGUUGGACAAAGUCGUGAGCCUGCGAACCAAAUAUAUGUCCUUGGAUAUCAUCGAGACGGAACUGCUACCCUCGGACGUAAUAAAAAUCAAAUUCUACAGGCCACCGAACUUGAAGUAUUUAUCAGGCCAAUGGGUACGUCUCGCCUGCACUGCCUUCAGAUCCAACGAAUUCCAUUCAUUUACGCUGACAUCGGCGCCGCACGAGAACGUUCUUUCGUGCCAUAUAAAAGCCCAGGGACCGUGGACGUGGAAACUGCGAAAUUAUUUCGAUCCCUGCAAUUACAAUCCGGAAGACGAGCUUCCUAAGAUUCGCAUCGAGGGUCCGUUUGGCGGUGGAAAUCAGGAUUGGUACAAGUUCGAGGUCGCAGUCAUGGUUGGAGGCGGUAUCGGUGUCACCCCGUACGCCUCGAUGCUCAAUGAUCUUGUGUUUGGAACGUCCACCAACAGAUAUUCUGGAGUUGCGUGCAAGAAGGUCUAUUUUCUGUGGAUCUGCCCGUCGCACAAGCAUUUCGAAUGGUUCAUUGACGUUCUCAGGGACGUCGAGAGGAAAGACGUUACAGACGUACUUGAAAUCCACAUAUUCAUUACGCAAUUCUUUCACAAGUUCGAUUUGCGUACUACUAUGCUGUACAUAUGUGAGAAUCACUUUCAGAGGCUAUCGAAGAAGAGUAUAUUCACUGGACUCAAAGCCAUCAAUCACUUUGGCCGGCCGGACAUGACGUCGUUCCUGAAAUUUGUUCAGAAGAAACACAGCUACGUUAGCAAAAUAGGAGUAUUCAGCUGUGGACCGCGUCCCCUGACGAAAAGCGUCAUGUCGGCCUGCGACGAAGUGAACAAGACUCGGCGCUUGCCGUACUUCAUUCACCACUUCGAGAACUUUGGCUAGUCGGAUGCACUGCUCCCGAAUUUGCGUGAAACAAUGAGUCACACCGUGGUCGGUGGCAGUACUUCAUCGCAAAUUUGGACGGUUUACUACAGCGUGUACAUAUUUAUGCGCUAGCGCGCCGCUUUUCAUUAUUUAUGAGUUAUAUCGCGUAUUAUAUUUCUUAUUUAUGAACGAGA
This is a messenger RNA of Ooceraea biroi (clonal raider ant), 6110 nucleotides long. It is a transcript of the gene Duox, whose product is annotated as dual oxidase. The record is from RefSeq and is a predicted model, not a curated record. Gene Ontology annotation, molecular function: peroxidase activity; heme binding; calcium ion binding. Gene Ontology annotation, cellular component: plasma membrane; NADPH oxidase complex. Gene Ontology annotation, biological process: superoxide anion generation; response to oxidative stress; defense response. Lineage: Eukaryota; Metazoa; Arthropoda; Insecta; Hymenoptera; Formicidae.